UCUAAAUUCGUUUUGUCCCGCACAGUCCAACAGUAAUCACACGUCGAAGUUUUUAAUAUAUUUCGAGUGAAAUUGCAUUUAAUUAAUUUCUGUAUUUAUUUUACUCCUUUUAUUUCUAUUUUCUAAGUUGAAUUAAAAAUUGACAGUGAAAAUGUCUACAAGAACAAAUACGAUUCAACACAAUACAAGUGGUAGUGCCAAGUCCUCUUCAAUGAAGGAAAUUUGCAAUAGAGCUUUGACAGCAAAAUCUGAGUGGCCGGAUAAGGAUGAAUUUUUGGAUGUUAUCUAUUGGUCCCGUCAAAUUUUUGGCAUUAUUUUAGGUGUAAUCUGGGGUAUUGUACCACUUAAAGGCUUUUUAGGUUUAGUAUUGUUUGCAGGUAUUAGUUGUGCUGUUGUUUACAUAUAUGCCAUUAAUUUUCAAAAUAUUGACGAAGAAGCUUAUGGCGGUGCUUGGGAAUUGAUUAAAGAAGGUUUUAUGACUUCCUUUGCUGGUUUUCUAGUAACAUGGAUUAUUUUCUAUACCGGUCUUCAUUACGAUGCCAUAAUGGAAGCCAAAGGACGUUAGUCUUAAUCCUUAUAACAAAAGAACUAAAAAAAAGCAAUUCACAAACAUAGAUAAAUAGUAGUAGUUAAUAUAAAUUGAUUCCUGUUUUAAUUUGUCCAUUAAAAGUAAAUGAAUGAUUCCUUACGCCACAAAGAAAUUAUAAAUUUAACAAAAAUUAUCAUAAAUAAUUAACAAUCUAUGUUAAAUUAUUUUCAUUUGUAA
This is a messenger RNA of Lucilia cuprina (Australian sheep blowfly), 766 nucleotides long. Its product is annotated as respirasome Complex Assembly Factor 1. Bases 152 to 565 code for a protein of 137 amino acids. The record is from RefSeq and is a predicted model, not a curated record. Gene Ontology annotation, biological process: mitochondrial respirasome assembly. The transcript is spliced from 3 exons. Lineage: Eukaryota; Metazoa; Arthropoda; Insecta; Diptera; Calliphoridae.